Rhinichthys klamathensis goyatoka is the source of this 4593-nucleotide messenger RNA. RefSeq names its product dentin sialophosphoprotein-like. The transcript is spliced from 3 exons. The record is from RefSeq and is a predicted model, not a curated record. NCBI's taxonomy places the organism in Eukaryota, Metazoa, Chordata, Actinopteri, Cypriniformes, Leuciscidae. Bases 1 to 4593 code for a protein of 1530 amino acids.
AUGGUGAUGAAGAUGGUAAAGAAUAUGGUGCAGAUGAUAGUGUUGAAGAAGAUGAUGAUGACAAUAGUGCGACUGAUGAAGAUGGUGCUGCUGACAAUGGUGAAGAUGAUGAAGAUGGUGCUAUUGAUGAAUGAGGAAGAUGAUGUAGAGGUUGCUGAUAGUAAGGGCUGUGCUUGUUGGGUUGAUGAUGAUGAAGAUAUUGGGACUAAUGAAGUGGGUGCUAUGGAUGAUGAAGAUGGUGCAGAUGAUAGUGUUGAGGAUGAUGAUGAUGAUGAUGAUGAUGAUAAUGAAGACAAUAGUGGGACUGAUGAAGAUGGUCCUGAGGACGGUGACGAUGAUGAGAAUGGCGUGGAAGAUAGUAUUGAAGACGUUGUUGAUGAUGAUGUUUGUGGUGUGGAUGGCUGUGAAUGCUGUGAGUUUGAUGAUGAUGGUAAGGAUAAGGAAGAUGAUGUGGAGGUUGCUGAUAGUGAGGGCUGUGCUGGUGGGGUUGAUGAUGAUGUUAGUGGGACUGAUGAAGAUGCUGCUAUAAAUGGUGAAGAUGCUGGAGAUGAUAGCAUUGAAGAUGUUGUUAAGGAUGAUGCUAAUGAUGGUGAUGAAGAUGGUAAGGAUGAUGAAUAUGCUGCAGAUGACAGUGUUGAAGAAGAUGAUGAUGACAAUAGUGCGACUGAUGAAGAUGGUGCUGCUGACAAUGGUGAAGAUGAUGAAGAUGGUGCUGUUGAUGGUAUUGAAGAUGUUGAUGAUAACGAUGUUAAUGUUGGUGAUGAAGAUGGUGUGAAUGAGGAUGAUGAAGGCUGUGAGUUUGAUGUUGAUGGUAAGAAUGAGGAAGAUGAUGUAGAGGUUGCUGAUAGUAAGGGCUGUGCUUGUUGGGUUGAUGAUGAAGAUAGUGGGACUAAUGAAGAUGGUGCUAUGGAUGAAGGCUGUGAGUUUGAUGUUGAUGGUAAGAAUGAGGAAGAUGAUGUGGAGGUUGCUGAUGGUGAGGGCUGUGCUGGUGGGGUUGAUGGUGAUGGUAAGGAUGAGGAAGAUGAUGUGGAGGUUGCUGAUGGUGAGGGCUGUGCUGGUGGGGUUGAUGAUGAUGAUGUUAGUGGGACUGAUGAAGAUGCUGCUAUGAAUGGUGAAGAUGCUGGAGAUGAUAGCAUUGAAGAUGUUGUUGAUGAUGAUGAUGAUGUUAAUGAUGGUGAUGAAGAUGGUAAAGAAUAUGGUGCAGAUGAUAGUGUUGAAGAAGAUGAUGAUGACAAUAGUGCGACUGAUGAAGAUGGUGCUGCUGACAAUGGUGAAGAUGAUGAAGAUGGUGCUGUCGAUGGUAUUGAAGAUGUUGAUGAUAACGAUGUCAAUGUUGGUGAUGAAGAUGGUGUGAAUGAUGACAAAGUGUGUGAGUUUGAUGUUGAUGGUAAGAAUGAGGAAGAUGAUGUAGAGGUUGCUGAUAGUAAGGGCUGUGCUUGUUGGGUUGAUGAUGAUGAAGAUAUUGGGACUAAUGAAGAUGGUGCUAUGUAUGAUGAAGAUGGUGCAGAUGAUAGUGUUGAGGAUGAUGAUGAUGAUGAUGAUGAUGAUAAUGAAGACUGGGGGGACUGUGGGACUGAUGAAGAUGGUCCUGAGGAUGGUGACGAUGAUGAGAAUGGCGUGGAAGAUAGUAUUGAAGACGUUGUUGAUGAUGAUGUUUGUGGUGUGGAUGGCUGUGAAUGCUGUGAGUUUGAUGAUGAUGGUAAGGAUGAGGAAGAUGAUGUGGAGGUUGCUGAUAGUGAGGGCUGUGCUGGUGGGGUUGAUGAUGAUGUUAGUGGGACUGAUGAAGAUGCUGCUAUAAAUGGUGAAGAUGCUGGAGAUGAUAGCAUUGAAGAUGUUGUUGAGGAUGAUGCUAAAGAUGGUGAUGAAUAUGGUGCAGAUGAUAGUGUUGAAGAAGAUGAUGAUGACAAUAGUGCGACUGAUGAAGAUGGUGCUGCUGACAAUGGGGAAGAUGAUGAAGAUGGUGCUGUUGAUGGUAUUGAAGAUGUUGAUGAUAACGAUGUCAAUGUUGGUGAUGAAGAUGGUGUGAAUAAUGACAAAGGCUGUGAGUUUGAUGUUGAUGCUAAGAAUGAGGAAGAUGAUGUAGAGGUUGCUGAUAGUAAGGGCUGUGCUUGUUGGGUUGAUGAUGAUGAUGAUGAUGAUGAUGAAGAUAGAGGGACUAAUGAAGAUGGUGCUAUGGAUGACGAAGGUGGUGCAGAUGAUAGUGUUGAAGAUGAUGAUGAUGAUAAUGAAGACAAUAGUGGGACUGAUGAAGAUGGUCCUGAGGAUGAAUGCUGUGAGCUUGAUGAUGAUGGUAAUGAUGAGGAAGAUGAUGUGGAGGUUGCUGAUAGUGAGGGCCGUGCUGGUGGGGUUGAUGAUGAUGGUAAGGAUGAGGAAGAUGAUGUGGAGGUUGCUGAUGGUGAGGGCUGUGCUGGCGGGGUUGAUGAUGAAGUUAGUGUGCUUGAUGAAGAUGCUGCUAUGAAUGGUGAAGAUGCUGGAGAUGAUAGCAUUGAAGAUGUUGUUGAUGAUAAUGAUGAUGUUAAUGAUGGUGAUGAAGAUGGUAAAGAUGAUGAAUAUGGUGCAGAUGAUAGUGUUGAAGAAGAUGAUGACAAUAGUGCGACUGAUGAAGAUGGUGCUGCUGACAAUGGUGAAGAUGAUGAAGAUGGUGCUGUCGAUGGUAUUGAAGAUGUUGAUGAUAACAAUGUUAAUGUUGGUGAUGAAGAUGGUGUGAAUGAUGACAAAGGCUGUGAGUUUGAUGUUGAUGGUAAGAAUGAGGAAGAUGAUGUAGAGGUUGCUGAUAGUAAGGGCUGUGCUUGUUGUGUUGAUGAUGCUGAUGAAGAUAGUGGGACUAAUGAAUAUGGUGCUAUGGAUAAUGAAGAUGGUGCAGAUGAUAGUGUUGAGGAUGAUGAUGAUGAUGAUAAUGAAGACAAUAGUGGGAGUGAUGAAGAUGGUCCUGAGGAUGGUGACGAUGAUGAGAAUGGCGUGGAAGAUAGUAUUGAAGACGUUGUUGAUGAUGAUGUUUGUGGUGUGGAUGGCUGUGAAUGCUGUGAGUUUGAUGAUGAUGGUAAGGAUGAGGAAGAUGAUGUGGAGGUUGCUGAUAGUGAGGGCUGUAGUGGUGGGGUUGAUGAUGAUGGUAAGGAUGAGGAAGAUGAUGUGGAGGUUGCUGAUAGUGAGGGCUGUGCUGGUGGGGUUGAUGAUGAUGUUAGUGGGACUGAUGAAGAUGCUGCUAUAAAUGGUGAAGAUGCUGGAGAUGAUAGCAUUGAAGAUGUUGUUGAGGAUGAUGCUAAUGAUGGUGAUGAAGAUGGUAAAGAUGAUGAAUAUGGUGCAGAUGAUAGUGUUGAAGAAGAUGAUGAUGACAAUAGUGCGACUGAUGAAGAUGGUGCUGCUGACAAUGGUGAAGAUGAUGAAGAUGGUGCUAUUGAUGGUAUUGAAGAUGUUAAUGAUAAAGAUGUUAAUGUUGGUGAUAAAGAUAGUGGGGAUGGUGAUGUAGGCUGUGAGUUUGAUGUUGAUGGUAAGAAUGAGGAAGAUGAUGUAGAGGUUGCUGAUAGUGAGGACUGUGCUGGUGGGGUUGAUGAUAGAGAUGAUGAUGAAAAUGUUGAAACUGAUAAAAAUGGUGUUAUUAAUAGUAUUGACGGUGAUGAAGAUGGUGUGGAUGAUAAUGUUGAAGAAGCCAAUAGUGGGACUGAUGAAGAUGGUGAUGAGGAUGGUGAAGAUGAUGAUAGUGUUGUUGAUAGUAUUAAAGAUGUUGAUGAUGGUAAAGAUGAGGACGGUGUUAAUGAUGGCGCUGAAGAUGGUGUUGAUGAUGAUAAUGAGGGUGACAAACUAGUUGGUGUUGAGGAUGAUAGAGAUGAUGACAGUGUAAAUGAUGGUAUUGAAGAUUGUGUAGAUGAUAGUAAUAAUGGUGAUGAUGACGAAGACAGUGGGGCAUGUGAAGAUGGUGCUGAGUAUGGUGAAGAUGAUAAUGAUGAUGUUAAUUUUGGUGAUGAAGAUGGUGUGAGUGAUAGUAUUGAAGAAGAAGAUGAUGACGAUAGUGAGACUGUUGAAAAUUGUUCUGACAAUGGUGAAGAUGAAGAUGGCGUUGAUGGUGAUAAAGGCUGUGAGUUUGCUGAGGAUGAGGAAGAUGAUGUAGAGGUUGCUGAUAGUGAGGGCUGUGCUUGUUGGGUUGAUGAUGAUGAUGGUGGGCCUAAUGAAAAUGGUGCUAUGGAUGAUGAAGAUGAUAGGACUGAAGAUGUUGAUGAUCUUGUUAAUUUUGGUGAUGAAGAUGGUGAAGAUGAUAGUUUUGAAGAUGAUGAGGAUGGCAUGGAAGAUAGUAUUGAAGACGUUGUUGAUGAUGAUGAUGAUGAUGAUGAUGUUCGUGAUGAAGAUAGUGUGGAUGGUGAUGAAGGCUGUGAGUUUGCUGAUGAUGGUAAGGAUAAGGAAGUUGAUGCUGCUGAUAUUGAGAGCUGUGCUGGUGCGGUUGAUGAUGAUGAUAUUAGUGGGAAUGAUGAAGAUGGUCCUAUGAACGGUGAAGAUGGUGGAGAUGAUAGUAUUGAUGAUGUUGUUGAUGAUGAUGGUAAUGUUGGUGAUGGAGAUGUGAAAGAUGAUGAAGAUGGUGUAGCUGAUAGUGUUGAAGAAUAA